Messenger RNA from Synchiropus splendidus (mandarinfish), 1075 nucleotides. RefSeq names its product involucrin-like. The transcript has a single exon. NCBI's taxonomy places the organism in Eukaryota, Metazoa, Chordata, Actinopteri, Syngnathiformes, Callionymidae. Bases 35 to 634 code for a protein of 199 amino acids. The record is from RefSeq and is a predicted model, not a curated record.
CAAAGAGGCGAAGGCUCAAAACAAAAGACCAGCGAUGAAGGAGAAAGCCGUUCUGAUGGUGGAGAACGCUGCUCUGACAGAUCAGCUCAAACACUGGCAGUGGCAGCGGCAGCAGGCCGAGACCAGACUGGCAGAGGUGAGGAGAGAACUACACCAACUCAACCAUGAGCUGGACGAAGCUGAUGAAGCACUGAGGCAGUGCAAGAAUGAGUCAGCACAGACAAUAGAAGAACUACAGGCUCAGUUGGACCAUGUGGUGCUGCAGUUCCAGCAGGACAUGGAGAAUCAGGCCGAGGCGCACGAGGAGAAGCGCCAGCUUCUUCGCCAUGAGAUUGAGGAUCUUCAGGCUCAGAUGCGAGCUCAAGAAGUCCUCGAGGUGGAAACAGCCAAGAAGACCCAGGAACUGGAGCAGGAACUUGGACAAUGGAAGACCAUGAAAGUUUAUCAUAAGGAAGUACAGGCCCACCAGAUGCUCACAGCAGCUUUUAAAAAAUCAGGGGGAGAAAAGAGAGUGAAGGAGCUGCAGAAAAAGAAGAGAGCGGCGACUUUGGACGCCAAGCUUGAGCGUGGAAAAAGAUGCCCUUUGGUGAACAAGUGUGGCGGUGACAUCGCUAAGUUUAUAUUAAGAGUGUGAUGUUGGCCCAAGAUAGAAAACAUUUUUAAUUAAACCAACCAAAGCAGCAUAAAUAAAUGGACCUUUGACUUUCAUGUCGAUUUGCUGUUCACUCUUAACACGUUUUUAAGUAUUAAAUCCAGCAUCAAUUCCAAUUAAUAGUCUUUCAUAUCAGAUAUGUGUCACAAAAUCCUAUUCUUAGCUUUCCUCUGUUUUGCUGCGGCUUAAGUGUCUAACUUCCACACAAACUAAGGGAGAGUUGCUUUUAAGAAAAAGCCCUGUGUGAAACAGCAUGGGAUCAUCCUGACUAGCAAAGUUAAUUCCUACUUCUUUGCGAGGGCUGCCAGAGUUUUUGCCCAGCAUACAUGUACCUGAGUUUUUCCAAGCCCAAAAGUGGAUUUCCAGAUGUGAACACAAACCAGGCAACAUGUGUGGUACAUGUCGUGUGAGGAAUCCUAUAUU